This is a messenger RNA of Polistes canadensis, 1507 nucleotides long. RefSeq names its product coiled-coil domain-containing protein 86. The coding region runs from base 452 to 904 and encodes 150 amino acids. NCBI's taxonomy places the organism in Eukaryota, Metazoa, Arthropoda, Insecta, Hymenoptera, Vespidae. The transcript has 3 exons. The record is from RefSeq and is a predicted model, not a curated record. Gene Ontology annotation, cellular component: nucleolus.
AAGUAGUCUACACAAAGUGAAUGUGUAAUUAAAUUCUACAUACAUUUAAAAGCAAACAACAAUUAAAAAUGUAAUAUAGAUAUUUUGUUUUAAUUAUUAAUUAAAGGAGUUUACUCGUUAAGAACGAUUAUCUUGGAAUAGGUACAGGAAAAAGACUUACUAGAUUAAAAAAAACCGAUAUCGUGCUGGAGCUAGAAAGACCGGAGAAAAACAUACAAAGAAAAAAGUCAGCAAUUGAUUGAAAACAAAAAACAAUAGAAAACUUUUCGUAGAUCAUUUACCAAUCCACACAUUAUCUAUCGAUCUUAGUUCUCUAUUUUUAUGUAGACGUCGUUAGUAGUAUAUUUUGAUGGAACCUACCCACGUGAGUUCUUAACCUAAAAAGUAUAGUUUACAAGUGAAAGGAAUUUGGUGAUUUUUGUGUAGUUAACUUAUAUUUGUUAUUAUAAAAAUGGAAGAAAAAGUAAUUAGAAUGGAAGAUAUUCUUAAUGAGGAUUCAUCCGACGACGAUAUACCAAAUAUAUGUGAAAAUUAUGUGGAGAAUAAAAAUAAAAUAUCUUUUGAACAAGAGAUUCCAAAGGGAAAACCUAAAUCUGGUAGAAUAUGGAAAGAACCAAAGAAGAGAUUUUCAUCUAUUGUCAAAAGUAGAGGUAUUAAAUUAUCACUCGAAAAGAAGCAGAAAUUAAAGGAAAAUAUUCAACGCGCUAAAGAAAUGUCAAGAGCUAUCAAAGAAAAAAAGCAAGCAGAGAAAGAAGCAAAGAAGCAACGGAGGAUAGAAAAUUUAAAAAGAGCAGAGGAAAAUAGAAAGAAGGGUGAAGUAGUACAAAUUAUUAAAAAUACCGCUAAAUUAAAGAGAAUGAACAAGAAACAACUGAGAUUCAUUGAAAAAAGGGAUACGAAUUAACGUUUGAAAUAAAUAACAAGCGAGUUGUUAAUAAUAUUGCCAAAAUAUACGUAUAAGAAGUAAAGAAAACUUCUUUUAAUCAAAUAUACAUGUAAAAACAUGAAAAAGAAAUAUUUUGGAACAAUGAUAAAAAGAAAAGGGAGAUGAAGAUUAAGAAACGCUUUACAAAAAAUUCUAACAAAUGUCAUUGAGGAAUAUACAUGUAAAAAUAAUAAACAUGCAUCUAUCAAAUAGAUCGCUAUGAUAAACAAAUAUCAAUAAGAAAUAAGUCUUAAUUUUAUUUUAUAUAUAUAUACAUUGUCAUGUUAUUAAUUUUUGUUUCUCGAUGAAAAGAUAUGUACUCAUAUGAAUAUUAACUUUCGUUUGAAUUCUAUAAAAAGAAGAAAGAAAAUUAAUAAAACAAUAGUUAGAAAAAUUAAUGUUCGACAAAAUAAGAAUAUUUACAUAUACUGUCAGUUACAUUCGAAUAGAACAAUUUGUCUAUGCAGGUUUUUAAUCAUUUUCAUACUUUUGCGUUGCAAUUGUCUUUAAAGUGAAGGUUAUAAACGGUGAAGAGGGAUUUUUGUUGUACGUGAAAUUGUUAAUAUAUUUUUUCAUCUCAUA